Phialemonium atrogriseum is the source of this 2368-nucleotide messenger RNA. RefSeq names its product autophagy protein atg22. Lineage: Eukaryota; Fungi; Ascomycota; Sordariomycetes; Cephalothecales; Cephalothecaceae. Gene Ontology annotation, biological process: amino acid transmembrane export from vacuole. The transcript is spliced from 3 exons. The record is from RefSeq and is a predicted model, not a curated record. The coding region runs from base 222 to 2198 and encodes 658 amino acids.
GUAGAUGCCUCGUACCUAGUGCCAGUACACACACGGGUACACCACUUAAUAUAUACCGCGGAGUGCCUUGCAUCCUUAAUCUUGUUUUUUUGCGUACAAAGUGUUCGCCCAAAGGAAAUCCGAAUCUCGCAUGACUUGACUGACUGACUGACUGGGCUUGGGCUUGCCUGUCACCUGUCGUUAACUGGAAAGACCCCUGUUCGAGGGCCAACCAACCAACCAUGACGCAGCGAAAUGAGUCCUUCCGCCCGCCACUGGCGCCACGCUUAUUCUCCAGGCUCUCCCACGCGUCCAAGCGCUCCUUCCUCUCCCAUUCAUCGUCCUUCGAGGCCGAUGACGAGCUGUCCAGCACCACAACCGGCAUCCAAGAUUCCGGAACCAUGAGUCCCAGCACUGACAACCCCGAGGGCGACGGCGUUGCACGUCACCCUCAAUCCAGAUACGCCGCCGAGGAUACCCGGCCCACCAGCGCAAAGGAGCUUGCAGGCUGGUACGCCUAUGCGUUCGCCGCUGAGGUCUAUGUCAUCUGUGGAAUCGGCUCGUUCAUCCCGAUUCUUCUAGAGACCCUCGCGAGGGAGAAUGGCGUUCUCCUGUCCGACAAGACCUCGCCGUGCGGCUCCAGUUCGGUCAAGGGCACCGGCCAGUGCGUCGUCUACAUACUGGGCAUGGAGAUCAACACGGCAAGCUUUGCCAUGUACACGUUCAGCAUAAGUGUUUUACUCCAAGCCCUCUUGGUUGUCAGUAUAAGCUGUGCCGCCGACCACGGCAAUUUCAGGAAGAAACUCUUGUUGGCGUUCGCCUGGAUUGGUAGCUCUGCCGUCAUGAUGUACAUCUUUGUCUCCACCAACGUCUACAUCUUCGGUGCCUUUCUGGCUGUCGUCUCCAACGUUUCGUUUGGAGCUUCUUUCGUCCUGUUGAACUCCUUUCUUCCCCUUCUCGUGAGGCACCACCCCGUAGUAGCGAACGCAGCAGUCCCGUUGCCCCUCGACUCGGACGCUUCCGCCGCAGCCAGCGACAUCGAAGACAUGCACGACUCGACUACGGCAUUGCUAUCUGCGGACGCUGCGCCGGAUGGAUAUGGGAUUACGCGCGUCCGAACGCACGAGGAGCUGACAUCUCUUGAAUUGACCCUCUCAACUCAGAUAUCGGCGAAAGGCAUUGGCAUAGGCUACUUGGCCGGACUCUUCCUUCAAUGCGUUGCCAUUCUCAUCCUGGUCGGCAUGGAGAACUCAACUUGGUCUCAGCGGGUGGUUCUUUUCAUCGUCGGAGUUUGGUGGGCUGUCUUCACGGUUCCUGCCGCCAUGUGGCUCCGACCAAGGCCGGGGCCACCUCUGCCAUCGUCGUCUAAACACACGGGCGCUCGAGCUUGGAUUUCAUACACGAUUUUCGCCUGGAAGUCACUGUUCCGCACCAUCCGGCUGGCCCGCCGUCUGGUCGACAUCAUUCUCUUCCUCGGCGCCUGGUUUCUCCUGUCAGAUGCGAUUGCGACGACCUCGUCGACGGCUAUCUUGUUUGCGAAAACCCAGCUGCACAUGAAGCCGUGGGCACUCGGCAUGAUCAAUGUUAUAUCCACGUCCGCUGGUGUUAUUGGCGCCUUUUCCUGGUCCUUCAUUUCCCGGAAACUGGGCUUGCGGCCCCAUCAAACCAUCCUUGCCUGCAUUGGGCUUUUCGAACUCAUACCGAUCUACGGGCUGAUGGGCUACAUCCCGUUUAUCAAGGACAAGGGUGUAUUUGGUCUCCAGCAGCCAUGGGAAAUGUACCCGCUUGCUGCCAUCUACGGAUUUGUGCUUGGCGGAUUGAGCGGUUACUGCCGGUCGCUGUACGGGGAGCUUAUUCCCCCGGGAUCCGAAGCGGCUUUCUACGCACUCUAUGCGAUCACGGAUAAGGGUUCAAGCGUGUUUGGCCCUGCCAUCGUUGGCGCCAUUGUUGAUGCGUCAGGGGAGAUCCGCCCUGCAUUCUGGUUCUUGGCGGUGCUUGUGGGAUUGCCCGCCCCCUUGAUAUACCUCGUGAAUGUAGAUCGAGGCAAGAUAGAAGGCGAAAAGCUGGCGGAGAUGAUCGAGGGAUUCAAGCUCACACAGGGUGGCGCAGCAUCGAGCGGGCCCGACAGCGACUCGGAGAGUCGAGGAAUCCUCGCCGCUCACAAUGGGGAUGAGGUUGAUGGCUUACGGGGAGAGGAUCAGUCGUCGAAUCAACGUUGAGUCGGACGGACAUUGACUGAACAGCAAACAUAGCGACGGCGUUUGGAGGCUUGGAGCUUCGGGGAGAACACGGUUUGCAUUUCAUAUGACUCUAUUAUCAACCUUUGUUUGUACGGAAUAUACCUACCUAAUUGAAACUUUUCUCCUGGGCGUUCUUGAGGAAUACGGAC